AUGCGCCUAGCAAACGUUCUCUUGGUGUUGAUAGUCGUAUAUGUUGCAAGCGUCAGAGCCACAUUUGCGGCUUCUGACAAGUCCAGACUACUUGGACAAGCGACCUCCACGAAUGUCAGCGAUAGACCUCUAUCGAGCUACGACAAGAACAAUGGCGACAACACCAACACCGAAGAUCGAGCUACCAAGUUGUCUGAUGCAAUGCAACGGAUCAAGACGAUGUUCAGAAACUGGUACCAGAAAAGGCGCGACAUAAGACGACGAGAAGGCAACAAAGGAUCUGACUCAGGGGUCUGA
Molecule: messenger RNA, 297 nt
Organism: Phytophthora infestans T30-4
Lineage: Eukaryota; Oomycota; Peronosporomycetes; Peronosporales; Peronosporaceae
Exons: 1
Coding region: 1-297 (98 amino acids)
Source: RefSeq, a predicted model, not a curated record